GCGAUGUGCCGUUAACGGCAGAGCCGCUCAACACUCUUCCUCCUCCUCUUCCUCCUCUUCUUCCAUCAUCCCCCUCUCUCGGAGCUGCGUCUCUGUCCGCCGGCGCCGCAUCAUCCCCAUCACUACCAUGGGAAUACGAGGCUGCCUUUCUUCCAUCUAGACGGGAUCAUUCUCACCUUGCAGAGUCAAGACGGGGGGCACAAUGAGUGAAGAGCCACCGGCCACCCCAAGCUGGCUGAGCCCAGACCCCACAGCGUGGGCCAGUGGCGGCGGGGGGCCGUUGGACAACACCACCGGCCUAGGGAUGUUUCCAUCGGAGGACGCACUCCCACCCAGCCAGCUGCCGCUGCUGGUCAACCCCUGGGACAUCGUGCUCUGCUCCUCCGGGACUCUGAUAGCUUGUGAGAACGCCCUGGUGGUGCUGGUAAUCUGGCAGAACCCGGCCCUCCGAGCGCCCAUGUUCUUGCUGAUCGGUAGCCUGGCUCUGGCCGACCUCCUGGCCGGCCUGGGCCUCGUGCUUCACUUCACCUGUGCCUACUUGCUUCACUCCGACUCAGCCCAGCUGCUGACCGUGGGCUUGGUGGUGGCCUCCUUCUCCGCCUCUGUCUUCAGCUUGUUGGCGAUCACUAUUGAUCGCUACCUGUCUCUGUACUACGCCCUCACGUACAACUCUGAGCGGACGGCGGCCUUCACCUACACCAUGCUGGUGCUGCUGUGGGGCCUCUCCCUGUGUCUCGGCCUGCUGCCGGUCACGGGGGUCAACUGCCUGGCGGAGGAGGCCUCGUGCAGCGUGGUGCGGCCACUGACAAAGAACAACAUUGCAGUGCUGUCCGUCUCCUUCCUGCUGCUCUUUGGCCUCAUGCUGCAACUCUACGUUCAGAUCUGCAAGAUUGUAAUCCGCCACGCUCACCAGAUUGCCCUCCAGCACCACUUCCUGGCCGCCACACCCCACUACGUCACAACGCGGAAGGGCGUGUCGACCCUGGCCAUCAUUCUGGGCACCUUUGCCGCCUGCUGGAUGCCGUUCACCGUCUACUCUCUGAUUGCUGACUACACCUACCCUCCGCUCUACACCUACGCCACGCUGGUGCCUGCCACCUACAACUCUGUCAUCAACCCGGUCAUCUACGCCUUCAGAAACCAAGAGAUUCAGAAGGCCCUGUGGCUGGUGUGCUGCGGCUGCGUGCCCAGCAGCGUGGCCCAGCGUGCACGGACUCCCAGUGACGUCUGACCGAGCACGCCCAGGUGGGAGGAAAGAUUCAACCUGGGUCGGCUCUGCUCUUCGCUGGAACUGUCCAGUGUCCGAGGAGGUACCAGCCGGGAUCAGCUCUGGCUGGAGAUGCCACUGGCAGAGGCAGUUUGUUUGGGUGGUUGUCCACAACCCACGAAGGCGGAUGGCGUUUUUUUUCUUUGUUACACUGACCACAGGGCAAGGUAUCUCGCCGUCUUCCCCAGUAAAAGCCACUAUGCCAGCUGCAUCCCACUCAACUCCUGCCACACCCUUUCUCAUUUCUUAUGCAGAGCCUGAGUGCAUCCCUCAUUUACAGGUAUCAGCUGCAUAUCCAGCUUUGGUUGACACUUGUGUAUUUUCCUUCGGGUGAUAGAGCCCGUCUUUCUUUUUUUAGUUUGCGCUCUUGUAGAGGUGUAAAAAAAAAAAGAAGAAAAACAAACACCACUAGUGUUGCCGAGGAUGACAGUAGAGGGGAGGAGGGCUGUAAAUCCAGGCAUUUCCACAGUGGAGCCCGUGUGGAGCAGCAUCCCGGCGCUCUGCUGCUGCACCCUGAACGUGUGUAGAAAACUAAACAGCCGAUGGGAACUAAAAAUAGAAGCGAUGCUCUCUGAUCCGCGCUCUGCGCGCGCAACAGACACCAAGGAGGAAAUCAAGCUGCUCCUUCUUCUCCCCUCUCCCAUUAUCUCUCUUUGUUCAGAUUAGAUUCUGUGUGACAGUGUUAUAGUUCAGGAAGAUCAAGACAAAGUCCCAGCCACCCCACCCCCCCUCCUUUAAAUCCCUCCUGUGUAUCUUUUUAUUAGUAUGGAUCCACCAAAACCAAAUAUAGGAUGACUGGAUUAUGUAAUCUGAUUAUACAUCCCUCCUCGUCACUGUUUGCAAGGAGUUACUUUUUGUCUUUUUUUGGAAAUGGAGAAAUCUCUUAUUUUAUCUAUAAGGUUUGGGAAGAAACCACAUAUUUGAAUAAUUUUAAAGAAAACCAAUUAACACCUUUGUUCAAAUUAAUAUAAAUUUGUCACAAUAGCAAAAUGGUGUCUUUACAGUCGUCACAACAUCAUCUUGACUUCUAAAAUCUUCCACACCAGACUUGUAACGUGAGAUCUUAUUGCCAGGUCUCGAUUUAAUUUGCAUGCAACAAGCUCCCUGUUUUCCUCCCGAGUUCAGUGUGGUAGGUCACAUAAGCCGCUGCAGGCCAUGUGCCAUUGUUUCCUGAUGCCAUGACCUCAACAAUUGUGUCUGUGUUCAAGGUACCACAGUGUACCUUACAUGUACUGCAUUAUAAGAGCUACAAUUACUACUCCAAUGUCACAAGAGCUGCAUCUUGUUUGAAAAAUGUGGAUUUUUUUAUUUUUUAUUUUUACUAUUACGUGUGAUUUGUUCCUGUUAAAAUCAGAUUACCUGCUGCUCUGAGUUAAUGUAUUUGAUCUUUUGGUUUCCAUAAAUACGUAUGUUGAUUCUCUGUCCUUUCGGAUCAUGUCAGCAAUAACUAGCCUACGAAUGGUAGUUAUUUUUCUUCUUUUACAUCUUUUACAGAUGUAAAGCAAUACUCAGACAGCAAUAACAUCCACAUCCCACCUUGACUUCUUCAUGCAGGGUGAAGUACCAUAAUAUCUGCUCGGGUCGGGAUGUGUUUAAAAGAACAGGCUCAGUGAGCAGCAAUGAUGUUUCAAUGAUAGACUCCUCGAGGUGAGAGUAGACGACUCGCUCAUCGCAGUCACACCGCUGCAAUAGGGAGGAAAUCGUGAACGUUUAUUUUUUCAUUGCCUCUGCCUUUUCUGAACUGUCCUGGGUGUUGUGACCUCGAAUAACAGUGUGUGAUUUGGGACUCGUCUUUCGUGCAUCUGGUGUGAGUUGCAUGGCCUCUAGGUGUGUGCAUGUGUUUGUCAUGUGCAGACCACAGUCUGCCCCCUCGUGUUGGAUUGUCACAUCCCGUCGACACCCUGACCUUAGAGCUGUCAGUCUUCCUGUAAAUUCAGCGAGAAGUGUCCUCCUUACGUGUCUGUGUAGAGCUUCUUGGAGGGAAAUGGGACUCAGAAGUGGGCGCUCGAGCACUUCAAGCCAAAGUGAAAGGGACUCUGAAUGAGUCGAACCCUGCCGUUUGUCUCAGCAGUGUCAUAUUCCGCUUUAAAUCUACAUGAUAGAGGCAGGUGUCCGUUAAGUGACUUCUUGUUAAACCUACGAGCUAAACACGGCUACUUCCAAAUACAAAAGAAAUGCUUAUUCUUUGUUUCCCUGCUGUCUCCCUUGUCAGUGAGCCUGAUAGAAACAUCUGUGGAGUUCAAAGUCUUCAUCUUUUUGGGCUCAGUUUAGGUGUAAAAGUUUUCAUUUCUUUUUUUUUUAAUGGGAGAUUAGUAAGAAAAUGUGUAAAAACAACAAAAACAGCAUUUCUAAACACAGAAACGUAGCCUGUGUAUGUAAACCUGUGCACAGUGUCAGACUGAACUCUAGUUAUUUGAUGAGGACCAAAAGGUCAGACUGACACCUCACAAGUCAUCACGAGCUGUCAUUACUUUACCUUUAGAGGAAAAAGUCUAUUUUGUUAUAUUCAUUGAAAAGUUAUAUAUUUUCCCCCACUUUAGUCUGGCCUGACCUGACUUCCUUUAGAUUCUGACGUGGUAUGAUAUAACGUGCUGUAAGGCCUUUUUUCUGAAUGUAGUAUUUAUUAAAUCAAACUCAACACUCCCUCCUUUGUUUUUGUGAAUAAAGGCAUGCUGAAGAGGAGGGACUUUAAACCACCGUGCACGGUGCUACCAAAGCCAGUCAAUCUAGAUGAUGAGUUGGGUCACUCUGUUUUCUUUUUAAAGAUUUCUCCACCUUAGCUGUUAAUGUUGAGAGUGUUCUGGUAGAUUCUACUUUCCUUGCUUCAGUAUGCAGCUGUUUGUUUAAGCUGAGCAAACGAAAAGAUUUGGCAAAGCAGAUGUUUGAGUAUGAUGUUACCGCAGGAUUUUCUGAUCGGUGAAUGUGGAUCUCUUGUGCAGCCAACUGUAUUGUUGAGAUAUUCACUCCAAGGGAGGUUUGAAUAAGGGCUUUGUAUCCAAGACAGGGCGAGGACCGUGAUGUUGGAUGUAUAACUUAUCAAUAAAUACACCGGUUUAUCUACUAAAUGGUUUCACAAAGAUGUGUAAAAGCAUUUGAUUUUGGUGUAAGUGAUGGAACAUUAGACCAGCAGGAGGAGGAGGUGUCUUUCUGAUGGUUAAUAAUUUAGAGCUAAAUAUCAAACACUCAAGGGCCUGUUAGAGAGUGUGUGUGUGUAUGUGUAUGUGUGUGUUUUGGGGUUGGAGAUGGGGUGGUGCCACAGUAACAGCAUCUAGUGUAGACAUAUGCGUAGUUUUCAAUGUGAAAAUGCACUUUAUUUUUUUGGAUGAAAAAGGCACAACAAACUAAGUAUCUGCAAAAUGAAACGUAUAAAAUGAUAAUCAACAUGCACUAACUUAACUGAGAUAUUGUAAAAAUGUUUGUGUAAAUGUGGUGUCUAUUUUUCCAAGGUGUUAGUUGUACUUUUUAUUGCUUUGGUUAGUCCAUUCAAUUGAAAGAUCUUGUUAAUUUUGUAUUAAAA
This is a messenger RNA of Cololabis saira (Pacific saury), 4784 nucleotides long. RefSeq names its product G protein-coupled receptor 12 (gene gpr12). Bases 203 to 1231 code for a protein of 342 amino acids. Gene Ontology annotation, molecular function: G protein-coupled receptor activity. The transcript has 2 exons. Gene Ontology annotation, biological process: G protein-coupled receptor signaling pathway. NCBI's taxonomy places the organism in Eukaryota, Metazoa, Chordata, Actinopteri, Beloniformes, Belonidae. Gene Ontology annotation, cellular component: membrane. The record is from RefSeq and is a predicted model, not a curated record.